AUGAAUAUCAUCGCUGACUACAUACCAGUGUCAUCGGUGUCGCCCCAGUACUUACUCCACGAUUUCUGGGAACUGGAGGGCGACCCCCGAAUCGGCAAUCAUCCAUUUUUUCGGGGCGGCCCCUGGACUACCUGGUCGCUAAUUGCUUUCUAUAUCUAUUUUGUCAAAGAUCUGGGACCUAAACUAAUGAAAAACGUCCGGCCAUUCGGUUUGCGCCGAUUGAUGCUUAUCUAUAAUUUAUCGAUGAUUUGGGUAAACGCCUGGUUUUUCUAUCAGAUUGUUUGGAUACAUAAUUUUGGUCGCGACCUACGGCUGUACGAGUUUGAAAGGCCCGACUCCCGUGAUACCAGUCCCCAGACUAUGAAAAUUAUAUCGUUAGCCUAUUUGUUUUUCCUAUCGAAACUGGUCGAUCUGAUUGAGACAGUAUUUUUUGUUUUGCGCAAAAAACAUAACCAGAUAAGCAAUCUGCAUGUCUAUCAUCAUAGUAUAGUACCAGUGCUCGCCCAUCUAUCAAUUAAGGUAUCGCCGUUUGGCGGACCGGCCACCCUGUUCCCAUUGUUGAACACAUUGGUUCAUAUAGUAAUGUACACCUAUUACGCACUGUCGGCAUUGGGACCGUCCGUCCAGAAGUACUUGUGGUGGAAACGAUACAUAACACAGAUUCAAUUGAUACAGUUUAUCAUAUUCUCCAUCUAUAGUAUAUUCUUCUUUGUCUACCAAAGAGGUUAUCCGAAGAUCUUUCCCUAUCUGGGACUCUGUCAGCCCCCAUUGUUUUUCUACAUGUUUUGGUCAUUUUAUCGACAAUCAUAUGUUAGAAAAUCUAAAUCUCAAUAA
This is a messenger RNA of Oppia nitens, 834 nucleotides long. Its product is annotated as elongation of very long chain fatty acids protein 7-like. NCBI's taxonomy places the organism in Eukaryota, Metazoa, Arthropoda, Arachnida, Sarcoptiformes, Oppiidae. Gene Ontology annotation, cellular component: endoplasmic reticulum membrane. Gene Ontology annotation, biological process: fatty acid elongation, polyunsaturated fatty acid; very long-chain fatty acid biosynthetic process; fatty acid elongation, monounsaturated fatty acid. The record is from RefSeq and is a predicted model, not a curated record. The coding region runs from base 1 to 834 and encodes 277 amino acids. Gene Ontology annotation, molecular function: fatty acid elongase activity. The transcript has 3 exons.